Messenger RNA from Chrysemys picta bellii (western painted turtle), 2264 nucleotides. RefSeq names its product dual specificity tyrosine phosphorylation regulated kinase 3 (gene DYRK3). The record is from RefSeq and is a predicted model, not a curated record. Lineage: Eukaryota; Metazoa; Chordata; Testudines; Emydidae. Gene Ontology annotation, biological process: peptidyl-serine phosphorylation; cytoplasmic stress granule disassembly; peptidyl-threonine phosphorylation. Gene Ontology annotation, molecular function: protein serine/threonine kinase activity; protein serine/threonine/tyrosine kinase activity; ATP binding. Gene Ontology annotation, cellular component: nucleus; cytoskeleton; cytoplasm.
AAUCAAGGGCAGGGGAGUACUGGGGUGAGAUCCCAUAGGCGCCUGUGGGGGAAUAACUAGGGGGAACCUAAAGUGUGGUGGGGAGUGAAAUCAAAUGACAGGAAAGGUAGACUGUCUUGGGAAACAUCUCCUAAGGGUGCGAGUUACUCGUCGUCCCAGGAAACCAGUGGAAGCCUAAUCAUCCAAUGAGACUUUUGAAACUAGACUGGACAAAGCACUGGAGAAUAGAUUGUAUCGAACAAUCCAGUUCUGGACAAGGCGUGAAAUAUGCAAACAAUAGAAAACUUCCUUCUGUGCCAGGUUUGGAGAUGGAUUGUAUGAUUCCUACAUGAGAAUAGAUCAAAUUAGGUACCCAGAUCCUACAAAUGAAGAACACAGCCCUUCUGGACUUCCUUCACUUGGGAGAUCAAAUGUUACUAGCAACAAACUCACUAUGAAAGAUCAUCCUCUGACUGGAAGUCAGGUCAAAGUUGAGCAACUAUUUGAGGACUCUGGCAAUAAGAGGAGCAGUACUCUUCAGUCUGCAGGAAUCAGUAGUUCCGAAAGAUCUCUUCCUUCCCUGUCAAAAGAUAAAAGUAUAGACAGCUUAAGCACAGCCAAAUCUUGUGGAAGUUCAUCAAAAGUGCGCAAAGCUAUCUCUCAGGCUCCAGAGCAAGCAGUGAAGCAAUAUAAACAUCAGUUAUCUGCUUACGAGCAGCAAGAAAUAUGUAACUUUUCUGAAAUUUACUUUGUGGGUCCAAAUGCAAAAAAGAGGCAAGGAGUAGUCGGUGGCCCCAACAAUGGAGGAUAUGAUGAUGACCAAGGUGGAUACAUUCAUGUGCCUCAUGACCAUCUGGCUUACCGAUACGAAGUACUUAAAAUAAUUGGAAAGGGCAGUUUUGGACAAGUAGCUAAAGUUUAUGAUCAUAAACUCCACCAGCAUUUGGCCUUAAAGAUGGUUCGCAAUGAGAAGAGGUUUCACCGUCAAGCAGCAGAGGAAAUUCGGAUUUUGGAGCAUCUCAAGAAACAGGAUAAAACUGGCAGCAUGAAUGUUAUUCACAUGCUAGAAAGUUUCACCUUUCGGAACCACAUAUGUAUGACCUUUGAGCUCCUGAGCAUGAACCUGUAUGAGCUGAUCAAAAGAAAUAAAUUUCAAGGGUUCAGUGUGCAGCUGGUACGCAAGUUUGCCCACUCUAUAUUACAGUGUUUGGAGGCUCUUUAUAAAAACAAAAUCAUACAUUGUGACCUGAAGCCAGAAAAUAUACUUCUAAAACAGCAAGGGCGGAGUGGCAUCAAGGUUAUUGAUUUUGGGUCCAGCUGCUUUGAGCACCAAAGAGUCUACACGUAUAUUCAGUCUCGAUUCUAUAGGGCCCCAGAGGUCAUUCUGGGAAGUCGCUAUGGGAUGCCCAUAGACAUGUGGAGUUUUGGUUGUAUUCUGGUGGAACUGUUGACUGGAUAUCCUCUUUUUCCUGGAGAAGAUGAGGGAGACCAACUGGCUUGUAUGAUGGAGCUUCUUGGAAUGCCACCUCAGAAGCUUUUGGAUCAAUCCAAGCGAGCCAAGAACUUCAUCAACUCCAAGGGUCAUCCUCGCUACUGCACUGCAACUACACAUACGGAUGGGAAAGUGAUCCUCAAUGGCAGUAGAUCACGCAGGGGUAAAAUGCGUGGUGCUCCAGGCAACAAAGACUGGGUGACGGCGUUGAAAGGCUGUGAUGACCCCUUGUUUAUAGAAUUCUUAAAAGAAUGUCUUAACUGGGAUCCUUCUGCGCGCAUGACUCCAAGUCAAGCUUUAAGACACCCUUGGAUUUGUAAGCGAAUGCCCAAACCACCCAGUACUGAUAAAAGCAUGGGUAAACGGAUAUCUAACUACACAAGCUCCUUCCCAGGAAUAGGUUCUAAGUUGCCUCCAGUAGUUGGAGUGGCAAACAAACUGAGGGCUAAUUUAACAUCUGAAUCAAAUGGCAGUAUACCUCUAUGCACUGUGCUACCAAAACUGGUCAGUUAAUAGAAAAUUAUGUAUUCCCAGAAUACAUACCUUGUAUUUUAAUUAUCUGCUAGAAACGUGUAAGGUGGUGAAAUGCAGAGGUUUUUAAUGGAUUUACUUUUCAUUAAACACUUAAUCUUGUACAAAAAAAGAUGAAUCAAAAUAUAAACAUUUCAAGGGCUAAUUGUUUUAUCAGGUUGUUUCAGUUGCAGUGUGGUGCAUAUUACAUCACUUGAUAGGUCAACACAUCUGUUCUGGUCAGUGAGAUUACAUGCUUUAACAGUUGUGUUUAAUAGCACUA